CUAUUAUCUUUAAGAGUUAUAAGAGUAUAUAAGUUUAAAGUAAGAAAAAGCCUUAAGUAUCCUUAUAAUAGUAAAAGUAUUACCUUAUUAGUAGAGAAAAAAGAGAAACAGUAA
Molecule: messenger RNA, 114 nt
Organism: Fusarium pseudograminearum CS3096
Lineage: Eukaryota; Fungi; Ascomycota; Sordariomycetes; Hypocreales; Nectriaceae
Exons: 9
Source: RefSeq, a predicted model, not a curated record